CCCGUCCGCACCGCAGAUUGAGAUCCCAUCGCCGGUCUUUUGCUUCCCCCGCCGCCGCCGCCGCCGCAUUAGCAAAUUAGGGACGACGAUGAUCCGUCGCUUCCUCUACAUGGUCGACAUCUUCGACAAAGCCGGCUACGGCCCUCAACCCUACAGGCUACGCCGCAUCAACCCAUCACAUCUCUUCUUCCCCAAGGAUGCGCUGCCCGUGCCCCAGUCGUCGUCGGCGGCGACGGUGGUGGAGGACCUCCCCCUGCCUCCGACGGAGAUCACCUUCUGCGGGUCGACGGAGUUCAUGCGCAGGAGCGACGACAAGAUCGUCGGCGUCGACCGGACUACUCGCCGCGCCAUCCUCUACGACCCCGCCGAGCACUCCGUCCGCGUCUUGCCCUCCAUGCUAGCGCCCAAAUUCAACACCAAGGCGCUCGCCAUCGGCGACGAUCUCUACCUCAUGGAUAUGACACCUUGGCCUGACAAGGGUGACGACCGUCAGGGUCGACGGUCGGGGCAUUCUUUCGAGGCGCUCAUCCACCGUGACCGACGCCCCCUCAAUGGGGGCAGGCUGGAGGACGAGUGCUACUGGCGGCCCCUGCCGCCGCCUCCGUGCGUGCACGCCGCCGGCUACAGAGGCAGCAGCGGAGAGAUCCGUGGGUACGCGGUGGUCGGCGACGCCCACAUCUUGGUCUCCACCCAGAGCUAUGGCACCUACUCCUUCGCCACGGCCAACACCGCGUGGAGCAAAGCUGGCGACUGGGCGCUGCCCUUCUGCGGCCGCGCCGAGUACGUCCCCGAGCACGGCCUCUGGUUCGGUCUCUCCGCCGCCAACGAUGACGUCUUUGGUGCCUGGGACCUGUCCUCCACCGUCCAGCAGCAGCCAGUGGUGGCGCACCGCGGGUGCAAGGGCUUUGCAGUGCUAGAGACGCCAUACGCCUCAUACGUCGUGCACCUCGGCGACGGCAAAUUGUGCAUCGCUAAGCUGUUCAUGGUCGCGCGCCGCGAGACCUGCAGCGAAUCUUGGUGCGACUUUGACAGGGAUAGAAGGUUUUGCACCAUGCUCACCGGUGUGGAGGUGGUGCGCUGCAACGGCGACAAGCUUCACAUCAUCAAGCACAGGUCGUGCCGUUAUAGCUUUGGUGAACACUACAUCCCCACUUAUGUACUCUAACUAGUAGAGUACUCCUGCUUAUUAGUUACUCCCUCCGUCUAUUAUAUUUUGGGAUGGAGGGAUUAGUCUUUUAAUAAAUCUUAAUUUGGUUAAUCCUGCUGUAUUUUGGGAUGGAGGGAGUAGUGUUUUAGUAAAUCUUGAUUUUGUUAUUCCUGCUGUUUCUGCAAAGCUCUGUAAUUGACAUGCAUGAUUUGAAGGAUGCGAUUUUAGUGUCUCUA
Oryza sativa Japonica Group (Japanese rice) is the source of this 1383-nucleotide messenger RNA. RefSeq lists its product as uncharacterized. The record is from RefSeq and is a predicted model, not a curated record. Lineage: Eukaryota; Viridiplantae; Streptophyta; Magnoliopsida; Poales; Poaceae.